GCUGUCAAAGGUGAUGCUGCUCUCUCCGUGUUUCAAUCGCUAACAUUAUUUUUUUUUAAGCCUUAUAAGUUAACAAAGUACAACUUUUACACAUUCACAUUCAAAACACACACCGCGGUGUCCGCUAUUGCCGUUCGAAGUGUAACUUUUGGCCAUUGUGACAUUUAAAUAUCCCUCAGCACUCAUGCAGUGGAUCUGCAGCAAGGACCGCCAGCGCUGCAUGAUCAGCCCGAGGCCACCGCCACCGCACGGCCGUUGCUCGAAAACUCGUCGGCAAGCGUCGGAGCCGCGCGCCCUCCUGGUUGACUCCGGGGAGCUGGUCGACCUGCCGGGCUGUCACCGCGACACUCGCGUGCGGCAGGUGAAGGAGCUCCUGGAGAUCACAGCCGGAAUCCCGAGUGACCUCCAGCGGCUGAGCUACCUGGACGAAGGAGACCUGGCAGAUGAGGCCACCCUGUGCUCCCUGGACACAGUGGCAGGGGCAACGCUGGGCGUGCGCGUGUGGCAGCAUGACGGCUGGCACCGGCUGGUGGCGGCUGCCCUCCGGGGAGACCCAGAGGUGCUGCGUCUGGGAGUGACGGACGACCUCAGCUACGGCGACUUCCGCACCCCGCACGCCGCUCGUCUGGCAGCCGCCGACCUCUCGGCGUGGCGCUCUCGGCGCGCGUUCGUGGCGCUCUUCGCCGCCGCGCACCGUAACCACGCCGGCCUCGUGGGGCUCUUGCUCCGGCACGGCGCAAGCGCGAGCGCCACCACCCCUUGCGGCCGCACGGCCCUGCACGCGGCGGCCGCCAGCGGCAGCCUCGAGGCCUUGCACAAGCUCCUGCGGCACGGCGCCCCCACGGACGCCCGCGAUGCCGCGGGGCUGACGGCGCUGGAGCUCGCGCGCCGCUGGGCUCCCCGCAGCGCCGGCGCGGACCACGCGAUCUUCCGCUUCGUGUGGCACGAACGGGCGCAGGCGAUGCGGCCGCCACCGACGUGGCUCGACCCCGAGGAGCUCAUGGCGCACCAGCGCUUCGACUCGGUGCUGCGCACCACCUUGGACGGGCGGCGAGCGCAGAGGUACCAGGCCUGCCUGCUGCCCGUGUGUCCCGCCAGGGGGCCGGCGGGACAGGGACGGGGUCGCGGGGGCAGGAGGAUGGGGAGGCCCUCGGGGAAGAGUUCACGUCGGGGUGCACUGCUCGUGUUGGCGAGGAGAGCUUUCCCUCGCCUGGCUGAAGAAGCGCUCGAGGAUCUCGUGGUCGAGCACCUCAUCGCCUACGCUUGCCGCGCCGGCGUUGUAAUGCCCGUGGUGACGCCGGGGGAACGCACCUCGCUGUGGGCUGCCCGGACCAUCCAAGCCCACGAGCAGGUCAUGGGCCGGGCGCCACCCGUGGGCCCGAUAGCUGGCGCGGCGGGGGGGAACAGCCGAGCCGUUGCCGCGGCGCUACUGGGUCCAGCGACACCAACCGCCGAACCUGCACCGUCGCCACAGGCUGCCUGUGGAGCAGCUGGGGACGGACCCCCGACGUCUGAGACGGAGCCAUCGCUACGGGAGGUGUACGCGGCGAUCCGGGGACUGGCGGAGCAGAGGGACCAGGGGCGCGACCAACCGCCGCGUCGCUGGCAGCCGCCUCUACAACAUCGCGCCGAGCCCCCCCGACGGAACGCCCCGUGGGUCUGCCACCGUUGUGGUCGAGAGGGGCAUGUGGCGAGGGGGUGCCGCACAGAGCCGGAGGCCGCCAACGUCACCUGGAACCCGCCGGGGCCGAACGCCGACAGGAUCCAGGCGAGUGACACCGUCCCGCCCGGCCUCUCGGUCGGGCCGAGCAAUUAUAAUUCCGACGCCGCGAACUUACCGGGAGUCUCCUCGGGGUGGGCGCCGUCGGUGUCGUUCCCCGGUCCCCAUUGUCCGGGUCGGGGGAAGGGGAUCGCGCCGGGGAUAGCGCCGGGGACUGGGAUUGCGUCGCGACCAGGGGUGGCGUCGCGACCCGGAGUGGCGUCGCGAACGGACGUGACGUUGCAUCCGGGAGUGAUGUCGCGGCCAGGAGUGGUGUCGCGGAUCGCGCCGGGAAUUGCGCCGGGGCCGUGGACCACGUCGGGGAUCGCGCCGAGGCCGGAGACCGCCAACCCAAGUACAACAGCGACUCGUCACACGCGCGUCCGGAUCUACACGGAGUCGUGA
This is a messenger RNA of Lethenteron reissneri (Far Eastern brook lamprey), 2164 nucleotides long. It is a transcript of the gene ANKRD60, whose product is annotated as ankyrin repeat domain 60. The record is from RefSeq and is a predicted model, not a curated record. Gene Ontology annotation, molecular function: protein binding; zinc ion binding; nucleic acid binding. NCBI's taxonomy places the organism in Eukaryota, Metazoa, Chordata, Hyperoartia, Petromyzontiformes, Petromyzontidae.